UCCAGAGAAGACGUGCCUAGUGCUUACAAGUAGACUUUCUACUGGUUACAGCGAUACGGCUUACUAUUCUUCGGAAAUCGGUUUUUGUCCCGUAAGUAAAUUAUUUAUUAAUUUUUUGACAAAAAUACGUGACCAUUCAUUAAAAAAAAAACGCCAUGACUGACAUAAGCUCGUACAGAGACCAACACUUUAAAGGCUCACGAGGUGAGAUGGACAAGCUGUUGCGUUUGUCGACAACCAUGUAUGUUGGAAACUUAGCGUUUUAUACGACGGAAGGACAAAUAUAUGAGCUGUUCUCAAAGUGUGGCGAUAUUAAGCGCAUCGUCAUGGGCUUGGAUAAAUUCAAGAAAACGCCCUGUGGCUUUUGCUUCAUUGAAUACUAUACAAGGGAAGAUGCAGAGAAUUGUAUGCGUUUCGUCAACGGCACACGACUAGAUGACCGCAUCAUACGAACAGACUGGGAUGCCGGAUUUAUAGAAGGGAGACAAUAUGGCCGUGGGAAAACAGGCGGCCAAGUGCGAGACGAGUAUAGGACUGAUUAUGACAUCGGCCGAGGUGGAUAUGGCAAAAACGCUCAACCCAAAGCGGACAUGAUAAUAUUCGGAAGAAACAAAGAAGCCCUUCCAAUGGAAUAAUGCACGAUUUUACAACAAAAUGUUCCACCAAAUUAUUUUUUUCUAAAUAUAUAUACCUAAUUUUUUUUUUUUUUUUCUAUCACGUGUAAAUUUCCUAUCACUUGAUUUUGUAAAUAAAUAAAUAUUUUUAUAUGUUGUA
Molecule: messenger RNA, 774 nt
Organism: Myzus persicae (green peach aphid)
Lineage: Eukaryota; Metazoa; Arthropoda; Insecta; Hemiptera; Aphididae
Product: nuclear cap-binding protein subunit 2-like
Exons: 1
Coding region: 156-635 (159 amino acids)
Biological process (GO): mRNA cis splicing, via spliceosome
Cellular component (GO): nuclear cap binding complex
Molecular function (GO): RNA cap binding
Source: RefSeq, a predicted model, not a curated record